Notolabrus celidotus (New Zealand spotty) is the source of this 3884-nucleotide messenger RNA. RefSeq names its product acyl-CoA synthetase bubblegum family member 2 (gene acsbg2). NCBI's taxonomy places the organism in Eukaryota, Metazoa, Chordata, Actinopteri, Labriformes, Labridae. Gene Ontology annotation, cellular component: endoplasmic reticulum; membrane. The coding region runs from base 180 to 2438 and encodes 752 amino acids. The transcript is spliced from 15 exons. Gene Ontology annotation, molecular function: long-chain fatty acid-CoA ligase activity. The record is from RefSeq and is a predicted model, not a curated record.
UGACGGUGUGUAAAGGUGUAAAGCUGUAAAACUGACGGAUGUCACAGGGCAGAAGUUAAACCUGACUCUGACCCUCAGUCAGGGAAGUCGGUAUUCACACGGUGCUCCUCAUUCACUGAACAUCCAGACGUCUUUCAACACAAACACAGCCUCCAGUGACCGCGUGUGAACCCGGCACCAUGUCUGAAGCCGUGGGGAUGGAGCCCCAGAGAGCCAGCGGCUUCCUGGAGUCGUCCUGCGGCGCGGGGAGCAGUGCAGCUUCCCUCGAUGACGGCAUCGCGGACACAGCAAAUGAGUCUUCAGGGGAAGAGUCUGCAGGGGAAAGGGAAGAGGAGAACAUCAACAGAAGCACCAUGACUACAGAGGCCGUCGCUGAACAGACUGCGAACACACAAACAGUGAAAGCUGAGCGCCCAAACUCCCUGUCGGUGCCAGCUGCAGGGGAACCCGGCCUGUGGACUUCUCAGGGUGACGCUCAGGUGAAACUGAGGAUGGGGGACUCCGGUCUGGCUGCUGAAACCCCUUUGACCAUCAACCAGAUGUUCACCUCAUCUGUAGAGCGCUUCGGCGAAUACACCGCUCUGAGCUGGAAGGAGGGCGAGCAGCAGAAGACCCUCAACUACAAAGAAUAUUACCAGACCUGCCGCUCUGCUGCCAAGAGCUUCCUCAAGCUGGGUCUGGAGAAAUAUCACGGAGUUGGCAUCCUGGGCUUCAACUCUGCAGAGUGGUUCAUCGCUGACAUCGCAGCCAUUUUAGCAGGGGGGUUCGCUGUUGGCAUCUACACCACCAACUCUCCUGAGGCGUGCCAGUAUGUAGCAGACAACUGCAAGGCCAAUAUCAUUGUGGUGGAGAACCACAAACAGCUGCAGAAGAUCCUUCAGGUUGAAGACAAGCUGCCGCACUUGAAAGCAAUCAUUCAGUACAAAGAUGCACUAAAAGAGAAGAGACCAAAUUUGUACUCGUGGGCAGAAUUCAUGGAGCUCGGACAGGACGAACCCGACGCACCGCUCGACGCGAUCAUCUCCAGCCAGAAGCCAAACCAAUGCUGCACGCUCAUCUACACCUCAGGGACUACAGGACAACCCAAAGGAGUCAUGCUCAGCCAUGAUAACGUAACAUGGACCGCACUCGCCACCUGCAGUCACGUACGCCUGAGGGACGCCACUCACACUCAGGAGUCUGUGGUCAGCUACCUGCCGCUCAGCCACGUCGCUGCUCAGAUGGUUGAUAUCUGGUGCACCAUGAAGGUGGGAGGAGCGACGUACUUCGCUCAGCCAGAUGCACUGAAGGGCUCUCUGGUCAACACUCUGAAGGAGGUGCGUCCCACAGCCUUCAUGGGCGUCCCUCGUGUCUGGGAGAAGAUGCAAGAGAAGAUGAAGUCUGUCGGAGCCAAGUCUUCCACCGUGCAGAGGAAGGUGGCGGCCUGGGCCAAAGACGUCGGUCUGCAGACCAACCUGACAAAAAUGAAUCAAAACGGAGCAGCCGGCCACGCUCCUUUGAGUUAUAAACUCGCCAAAAAACUCGUGUUCAAGAAGGUGCGUAAAGCUUUGGGCCUGGACCGCUGCAGCAAGUGCUACACAGGAGCCGCUCCCAUCACCAAAGACACCCUGGAGUUCUUCCUCAGCCUGGACAUUCCUCUGUACGAGCUUUACGGCAUGAGCGAGAGCACCGGACCUCACACCAUCUCCAUCCCAGAGGCCUUCAAGCUCACCAGCUGUGGCAAAGAGAUGCCAGGAUGCAAGACAAAGCUGCACAACCCGGACGAGGAGGGGAACGGCGAGAUCUGCUUCUGGGGACGUCACGUCUUCAUGGGUUACCUCAACAUGCCGGACAAGACCGAGGAGGCUCUGGAUGCAGAGGGAUGGCUGCACUCAGGAGAUCUGGGCAAACAUGAUCAGAAAGGAUUCCUCUUCAUCACUGGAAGAAUCAAAGAGCUCAUCAUCACAGCAGGAGGAGAGAACAUUCCUCCUGUUCCCAUUGAGGACGCCGUGAAGGAGGCCGUGCCUCUGAUUAGUAACGCCAUGCUGAUCGGAGACAAGAGGAAGUUCCUAUCCAUGCUGCUCACCAUCAAAUGCCAGCUGAACGCAGAGACAGGAGAACCAGAGGACGAGCUGACACCUGAAGCUCUUGAGAUCUGCAAGAAGCUGGGCAGCAGCGCCACGCGUGUCUCUGAGAUCGCAGGGGGCCGAGACCGAGUGAUCCACACCGCCAUCCAGGAGGGGAUCAACCGGGUCAACGAGAAGUCCAACUCCAACGCUCAGCGCAUCCAGAAGUGGGUCAUUCUGGAUCAGGAUUUCUCAGUGACAGGAGGAGAGCUGGGCCCGACCAUGAAGCUGAAGCGUCCAGUAGUGGCGAAGAUGUACAAGGAGCAGAUCGAGAACUUCUACAAGGAGCUGGCGACUCCCACCACUCCAGACAACCCCCUGCCUCCCAAAUAAAACCCUCUACUCCUCCCCCUGCAGCGGGAACCUCGACGGACACACACCACCUCACGCCUCCCCCCCCUCCCCGCUGCAGGUUCUCCUCCUGUAAAAAAAAACGUUUGAUCGCCUUAAGUUUUGCUCGUUCUGUCUCGGUUUACAUUCGCGACUGCUCUAUGAAAAGGAAAGUAAACAUAUGAAGCCAUUUUGGACACAAUAUCAAUAAGCUUAAUUAACAUCGACUAUUUAUUUGGUUGAACAGUGAUAUCGGGUAGAUGAAGUAGAACCAGCUGUGUGAGAGAAAAGUUGUUUAUUGCACUGAAUUACUUGACAUAAACAGAAUCCAAAAAGUGGACAGGAUAUUUGUAAAGGAGUAAUUUGUGUUUUCCAACAUGUUUUUCUUAAUUUAUUUUCGUUUUGCCAAAGUUUACGCAGGCCAAAUGAGCUUCAAAUGAAGAAACAUUUCUAAAGAAGGCUUCACAUGAAAUCAGCUAUCAUAUCCAAUGUUCAUCUUUUACAUGUAUCUGGUGGUUUCUGAUUGUCUUCAUGAGAAAAUAAGCAUUUAUUCUAUCCAUGUGUUGAAAAGUCUGCAGGUGUAGUUAGUUGCAGAUCCGUGUUUUUCAAACGUCUGAUACAUAUGAAUCCAAAUCUUGUUCCCACGCUGUAUGAACCGUCAUUGAAGCCAUAUUUUGCCUUUUUGUAAUGGUAACGUUCGUCUGUAUGCUGACUCACAGCAGCCUGCACACCCGCCUGGUCCUGUUUUAAUGAGCAGUCCCUCCGUGUGUAGACCUGCUGUGUUUGUGUUAUAUUGUAAAUAUGUGUAGCCUCCAUUAUCACCUUUCACUUGUCUGUAUUUAAACGUCUUUUACAGGUGAUUCUUCUCCCAGAUAUUCAAACGUUUUAUUGCACUCAAACAUUAAAAGGAAUUAGAACAGGACAUGUACAUAACUGAGUUGAAGUGUAGGGGUGUAGCAUUGAAACAGCGUUGUUUUCAUCCAAAGCUUGAAGCAAUCGAAUGAGCUGACCUUGUAAAUGAAGUAAUUGUAAAUAGAAAGCAGAUCUUUGGGAUUUGUCGCCCUCUGGUAGCCUAAAGUGAAGGUUAUUGUUCACUGAAGUUCAGGGUUCAAACCGAUAAUAAAAUGUUUGUUUUAAAAAAAAAAAAGUGAUGAAGUGAGGAAAUGAUGGUGAGUCAGUGCGUCAGGGUGAGUGACUCUCUGGACAUCUUAAAUCCAAACAGCAUCCAUCCACACAGUAAAGAAGCAUUGGAGAGGUUUUAGUUCUGAAAAGUGACAAAACCUCAAACUCGAGACCCCCUGACAGAACACUGGACUCACCUGACUCCAAACAGCUGUUGUCAUUUGUUGUGAACAAUAUCAGGGUUUUAAAAAAAUGGAAAUAUGCACGAAGCAGGCCUGUGAAUAUCUGUGUGUUUGAGCAGUUAUGUAAUAAAAUGUAUAAUCUUAA